Sinocyclocheilus rhinocerous is the source of this 544-nucleotide messenger RNA. RefSeq names its product cytochrome P450 11B, mitochondrial-like. Gene Ontology annotation, molecular function: heme binding; oxidoreductase activity, acting on paired donors, with incorporation or reduction of molecular oxygen; monooxygenase activity. Gene Ontology annotation, cellular component: mitochondrial inner membrane. Gene Ontology annotation, biological process: cholesterol metabolic process; glucocorticoid biosynthetic process; cellular response to peptide hormone stimulus. The annotation marks the transcript as partial. Lineage: Eukaryota; Metazoa; Chordata; Actinopteri; Cypriniformes; Cyprinidae. The record is from RefSeq and is a predicted model, not a curated record. The transcript is spliced from 2 exons.
GUGUGUGUGUGUGUGAGUGUGUGUGUGUGUUCAUCCAGCUGAUGUGUUGUUCUUCUCUUGAACUAUGCCCUGAUGUGACAGUAACUCAUUGGUACAGUGAGAGAGCAAGGGCUGGAGGACAGACAGACAGUGUGUUAAAGGGGUUCAGAGUGAUCGGAUCGAGUCAGAGAGCGGCAUCAUGCUCUCCUCAGGCGUGCGUCCACCGGUGUUCUUCACGGCCGUCCGGUCACUGUGUGUCGGCGCAUGCGGCCGUGAGGAUGCGGUGACGGAGCGGCCGCUGCAGAGGAGAACCGGAGGAGUGCGAGACUUCCAGGAGAUUCCUCACACCGGCAGCAGCGGCUGGAUCAACCUGCUGCGCUUCUGGAAGGACGGGAGAUUCAGCCUGCUUCACAAGCACAUGGAGAGCACCUUCAGACGCCUCGGACCCAUCUACAGGGAGUAUCUGGGCUCUCAGAGCAGCGUGAACAUCAUGCUGCCGGUGGACAUCGGGGAGGUGUUCCGAUCCGAGGGUCUCCAUCCGCGCCGCAUGACGCUGCAGCCCUGG